Messenger RNA from Phytophthora infestans T30-4, 871 nucleotides. RefSeq names its product enoyl-CoA hydratase/isomerase family, putative. Lineage: Eukaryota; Oomycota; Peronosporomycetes; Peronosporales; Peronosporaceae. The record is from RefSeq and is a predicted model, not a curated record. The transcript has a single exon. Bases 62 to 871 code for a protein of 269 amino acids.
AUCGUUUAACACAAUCCGAUCGACGAUCCAGCGCGCACCCAAUCACAAGUAGAAUAUUAGUAUGAGUAUCACGUCGCAGCGGGAGAAGGUGGUUCGCAGCCAUGUGCGCGAGGGCUGCGUCUUCGUCGUCGAAAUGAGUCGUCCUCGUGCCAAGAACGCUUUCAACGACGCGCUAUACGAGCAGCUUACUGCGGCACUGGAUGCGUUUGAGGCCGACGAGUCGCUACACGCGUUCGUCCUCACAGGCCACGGCGACUACUUCACAAGCGGCGCCGACGUGAAGGAGACAGCUGCUAUCCUGGGCGAUGGAUCCGUCCGUCCGCCCUCACAGAGUCCGUCUCACACCUUCAUGCACAAGAUGUUAGACUGCAACAAGCUGCUGAUAGCCGCUGUGAACGGCCCUGCUAUCGGCAUCGGCGUCACGCUACUCAUGCACUGCGAUCUCGUGUACGCGGCCGACAGCGCCACCUUCUGGACGCCGUUUCUGCGGAUUGGAGUCGUGCCGGAGUUCGCGUCCUCCUACACGUUCCCACACCUGCUGGGACCUAUUGUGGCUAACAACCUGGUGAUCCGUUCCAAGGUUUACACGGCGCAAGAAGCGUUGAGCACUAAUAUUGUGGGAGAAGUCUUCCCUACGACCGGCUUUCUGGAGAAGGUGCUCGCUGAGCUCACUCCACUUGUCAACAACCGCUUUAACAAGACCAGUCUGCCGGUGUACAAGACGCUGCUGCGUCGCGAACGCGCCCCGAAGAUCCGCGAGGCGCUGUUCUAUGAGUUCGAGCAACUGGACCGCCGUGCUGCGUCGGGAGAGUUCCUGGCCACCGUGAUGGAACUCAAGAAACAAUUCAACAACAAGAGCAGCAAACUGUGA